This is a messenger RNA of Linum trigynum, 819 nucleotides long. The record is from the annotation of a GenBank genome assembly. NCBI's taxonomy places the organism in Eukaryota, Viridiplantae, Streptophyta, Magnoliopsida, Malpighiales, Linaceae.
AACCUAAUUCGACUAAAAGUCUACUAACUCCGGCCCGUUCAUUUGAUGUUGCUUGCCCCACAUCGACCCAUCCCAACAACCUAAAUCAAACCAGGUGACCCUCUUCUUCUCCACUUCAAAGUCAGCAACACGGCCCACGCAAGCUGUGAGGGUUGACAACCUCACGUUCGCGAAAAGGAAGAAACCUUCGCCGCCAAUCUCCACCUUUGUCCGCUUCUUCCUCGACGCCGAGCGAUCCCACCGGUGGCUAACGGCGACCAGGAAUCCGCGAUGCCCCGGACCCGGGUCUCGUCCGACGCCUCCGUGGCUAGAGUGGUCGCCAAUCUCGACGUCACUCCUUUAUUUCUUCCACCCGAUGUCGCUAGUGGUAGAAACGCCGAUCGCCGCGCCUUCUGCCCGUCGUGCGCUAUCAACGAAGAAAUUCGGUUGACCCACGCCAGCUCGGGUUCGUAUUUGAGGCGGGUCUCCGCCUUUUUGUCAGCCGCCAUUGGUGUCUCCAUCUACGGCGAAGAGUCCUCCAGCAGCUCCGCCCUCGAUCUUGUUCCUCCUUCGCCUGGAACCGCAACAGAAACUGUAGCUAAUCUCCGCGUUCCUCGCGCGAUUCGGAGGUCCAGCGAUGGCUUCUUCUCCCCUCUCGUCAGCACCUCGAUUGGAGCCGCCGACGAACACCGUGCCUCCUGCGCUGUUGGCUGCUCCAGAGACACACCCAAGCAGCCCAUCACCGCCUCCUCCACCUUCGUCAACUUCUCUUUCUUCCUGUACCACUAGUUUGUACUGCGUCUCGGUGACGAUCUUUUCUCCGGAUGUUCAGCUUGGAAU